This is a messenger RNA of Pocillopora damicornis (cauliflower coral), 5185 nucleotides long. Its product is annotated as protein Wnt-10a. Gene Ontology annotation, cellular component: extracellular region. NCBI's taxonomy places the organism in Eukaryota, Metazoa, Cnidaria, Anthozoa, Scleractinia, Pocilloporidae. Gene Ontology annotation, molecular function: cytokine activity; frizzled binding. The record is from RefSeq and is a predicted model, not a curated record. Gene Ontology annotation, biological process: neuron differentiation; canonical Wnt signaling pathway; cell fate commitment.
CGACUCCCGUUGGCACCGUUGAAGUUUAGGUUAACAAAAUAAAACGCCUUCACAGCCAAACCCUGAAAUAUUAAUGUUGUCUUAUGAACAGUUUGAAAAAAUGAUAUAAAUUUCCGGCAUCCAUAUUUGAACACGAGAGUCAGCUCCUCAUGAUCCACUGAUUAAAAAGUAUAAUCGUGUACGUCGACGGUGAUUCAUUGAUUAAAAAGUGUAAGAGUCGACGAUAACCCCUCUCUGUCCCUACAUCAACCACCCGGCCAACGAACGACCAUAUUCCUACGUCUUUCAUUGUUAGUCUAUUAUCUCGUGAGAGGUCAUGGAGAGAGUCACGCGCAGGUCUAUACUGUAAGCAAAGAAGCCAAAAAUUACAAUUUUUGCGGCGUCAAAAGACAAAGAAACCGCGAGAUCCCGUGAUUUUUCAACAUCGAAAUACGUUCGAUGAUAUCUUACAUUUUUGUUCCUAGUUAGAAUAACUAUGAAAGAACUCACUAGAGUGAAAUCACCUUCCAAUGAAAGUUAUGGUUCUCUCUCCCUCUGUUCUCCAUUCAACCCACCAUAAUCUCAUUCCCACUCUCACUUCCAGCUCCCCGCUACCACGAGCUUUGACAAAGCUACUGUGCUUUAUUCCCUACUUUCAACUUCUACUUCUAUGCAGCCCUCGUGAAAUUAGUAAAAAAAAGUCUUGCCUUCAUCGAAAACACAGGUAUUCGACAGAUUAUAAAGGAGUUAAUCUGCUAAGAAACCAUACAUGUCUUAAUUCGGGAUAAUGAUGAUACCAACAUUGCUAUUAGGUAAGAUUUGAACCGACCUGGGCUGCACAAUACGUAAGGCUUGUUAAGUUUUGUUUAAUUGCCACACACAGACGAUUUUGUCUACAUUUGAGAGCUAAAACACCUUGUUCAUAGUAGUAAAGAGUAUGAUGCGCUCUCCCUUCUUUCACCUAGAUUGGGAUAUUAGGGUGACUUUAUUUUAUGCAUAAUGAUUACCACAUCUACCUCAUGUAUCACGUAUGCAACGAAUGUAUGCAGGAUUUCAUCGAUAAACUGAGAGCAAAUGUUCUAUCACGAUGGUUGUUUUUGCUCGCUUAUAAUUAGAAUAAAUACCUUGCUAAAAAAGUGAAAUUUUCAACAAAUGAGCAACAUCAAAGCCAAUUAAUCCGAUAAAAAUUUUAUGCUUCAGACCUGGUUAAAUCUCUCGUCUUCGUCGUACCAGAUAUCACUUAAUUUGAAUUGGAUAGUUUACGUUGACUUAAAAAAAAGCAAAAUUAUCCAAACAAAAGAUCACCCUCUUCACAUAAGUACAAAGGUUGGGGUCAAUGUCUUGACAACUCACUGACAAGUUGCUUUCCCUGAGUCAUUGCCUGAUAACAGCCUGCUUUAAUCUUGUGUACCCAGUGAAAAAUUUAUGGAGCCUUUAUUUAUUUACUCCAAGAACAGUCUCGAAUGAUCCAGCCCUGAGUUCCAGUAUCAUGGUCAAGACUUAAGGAGUUCAACCAAGAAUAUUUAGCAGUGAAUUCAAGUACCUUGCUUUAUCAGAUGGGAUAGGAAGUACCAUGUUUUUAGCUUCGUCGGACGUUUUGAAAUUUAUUGCGUAUCCUGUUUUAACUUCCAUUUUUUUCCUAAUAGACAACGUUAAGUAAGUUCGCGUGACCCACAUUUCUGUACCUUUCAUCACACUUAGAAAAAAAACUGUUCAUUUUUUUUACUGACGUGACGUAGGAAGCAAGUUAACGAUAAAUAAAUCGCGAUAAAGGUCCAAUACUCAAAGCGGAUGGAUUCGGUUUGAUAAUGAAACUGUGCUCAGAAAUGUCUGUUGAGCUUAAGUCAAAUGAGAAAUGGGAUUGUAUUUUUCGAUAUUUCAACUUAAACCUAAGCGCAUGCAAACAUCAGUCUAAAUUUACGUCACGAAGAAUCUGAUAGCAUUGUAAUUGCACUUCCACGCCUUUACAGUGAGCUGUCUAUUUUUGGUGGAUGAAACAGGUUGGAGAGAGUGGGGCGCACAAACAUAUUUGAACAGAUUGGUUAUGUUAUGCCAUAAACUCGUGGGAAAAUAAAGAAAUUGUCGAAGAUUAACGGAAUAUGUUUGAUCAAGCGGCGGUCUGAUAAAAUUUGAGACUGAUAGGUUUGAUAAUUGAAUUAUCAGCGAAACUGUUUUUAGCUGAGCAAUAUUUUGUUUAUUUCGACGGGGGUGACCUGGCAUAUCUCAUGACGCAUUUAUGCCACAGGUCUUCCCCCUACAGACUGUUUAGAACAUCAUUGGGUGUUUAUGUCUACAUUUAUGUGACACUUCAUUUUUGUCAUCAUGGCGAAAAACGUGCCAUCUUUGGAAAGCAAAAGAACAUUCUUUGCAUUUGUAAUAUGCCCGGUGAAACUGAACACAAAAACAUCCCUAGUUUUUAUGAAUGAUUUGCGGAAUUUGCACUUGGUGAUCAUCCCCCCAAGUCAAUGAACAAGAGUGAUUAAAUUGGUGUCUUAUUCCCUGUCUAGUAUCAAGAGAAAACAAUCUCAUUUAUUUAGAUGCAUGCCAAACGAGGCCAUAUUACCUAACUGAUGAACACUGAUGAAUUUCCGUUGUAGCCAUUCGCUAAUGCCACGCGCAGUUAUGGAAGUAUAGGCUCUUUGAUAUGUCACUCACGAGGUUGGCGGUCUGGUAGCAAUGAGCUGAAAUUGGAUUUCAAAACUUAUUGCACCUUUGGCUCAUCAUUACAACCACGGGAGUCCUCUUUAGGGAAACACGACGUCUCUAAGUAGCUCUACUGAAGAGCCACACGGCAUUGAACCACGAAUUAAGGCAUUAGCUCCGUCUGUCCCCUCAAACGAGUUAUGAUGCAUCUAUCACUGAUGACAAGGAUAGCCCUGACCUGUGUUUUUCUAGGCAUUCACGCUCUAUCAAGUGAUACAAGACUUUCAGGGUACGAUAUUCUAACAUCGGGACUUCCUUUGGAGGUUGAUCCAAUACUGAACCCCAACACCGUUUGUAAGAACACACCGUCUUUGAACAGAGAACAACUGGAACUUUGUAAAACGCAAGCCGAUGUUGUUGCUAGCGCGUUACAAGGAGCCCAAAUGGCGGUACAUGAAUGUCAACAACAGUUCGCAUACACAAGAUGGAACUGCUCGUCCUUGGAGACCAAAAACGGCAAUCCCUUGACGAGUGACUUAUUAGCUAGAGGUUUCAGAGAGACAGCGUUCGCGCACGCUAUUAUAUCUGCCGGCAUGACACAAGCAGUUGCAACAUCUUGUAGCGCGGGUAAACUUGGAACAUGCGAAUGCGACAAAACCGUCAAAGGAGAGGGUCAGGGCUGGAGCUGGGGUGGAUGCAGCGACAACGCUCUUUACGGUGCCGUGUUUACUGCCGAUUUUAUGGACUCUCGGGAAAGAGGGACAGAUAUAAAGUCACUGAUGAACCUCCACAACAAUCGAGCAGGACGUCUGGCUGUUCUGGAUAACAUGAAGACUAAGUGCAAAUGCACUGGUGUGUCCGGCUCUUGCACUAUGAGAACUUGUUGGAAGACUGUUCCAGAAUUCAAAGAAGUCGGAACAAUUCUUAUGGAGAAUUACGAGUAUGCCAUUCUCAUUCGAGCGAGCAACAGAAAUCGCGGCAAAAUACGACCACGUAAAACAAAGACAGUCAAACAAUAUGAGUUCCAAAGAAAUCUAGUCUAUUACGAACCCUCGCCAAGUUACUGCAAUAGAGACGACUCGAAAGGCAUAGCUGGGACUAAAGGAAGAAUGUGCAAGGUUGAUUCUCUCGGAAGCGACAACUGUGACACUCUUUGCUGUUCAAGAGGAUACAACAGGAUACACGCCACUAUAAAAAGAAGAUGUCGCUGCCACUUCAACUGGUGUUGUUUUGUACUGUGUGACGAGUGCGUGGAGAAAGCGUGGGUGACCAUCUGCAAAUAGUAGCGUUAGCCUCUUCUUGACUCUGCUAUAGUGUAAACAUAUCUAUCACAGUAUCAGUUGGAAAAAUCCUGUUCUCGCUUCGUAUUAGAAGACAGUUUCCCCUUUGAAAACUAAGUCUUUCUUCCGGCGGUUCGUCCACCUGAGUACCCAUUUAGCGUUGCGAGGCUCCAUUAACAUUCCAAACUGACAGUUAUUCUAACACUAUAUGCACGAGAAAAACUUUUACCAAAUAUGAGUUGAGAUGGAAUUUAAAGAAUGUUCACCUAUUUUGAAAGUAAUGUUCAGAAAGUACAAGACAUGCUAUCUGUAGUUACAAGCGCAGUAUAGAUAUAACUGUAUGGAAAAGUUAUAGUUUUGCAACCAGAGAACGAGAAACGUCAAGUUUUUUUCAACCUGGAUUUUGAUAAUAAAUGGUAUAAAAUCAGAAAACUUCACAGACCGGUCAUUAUUUAUCGCCGGGGAAAAGGAGGGGGCGGGGACGGAGGAUUUUUGUUGUGUCACCUAAGGUUCUACAGUAUUCUAAUGGUUCCCUUACUGUCAGUCAAUUUUCUACAGUCCCCCUUUAUAACGAUGUAAUUUCCUCCAUAAUCCUCUGCUCCCCCCUCCCCCGCGAUAAAAAAUGACUGGUCCCUUGACCUUGGUUCCUAUGGGGCCAUUUGCGAUACCCUUAUUAAGUUUGGAUAUCAUUUAGAAACGAGCAAAACCUCAUUCUUGUUUAAAUUAGUUGUUGUUAUAAACAAAGUACUGUUACCAGUGGAAUGAUCGUAACAAAUUUAAGAUAACCGAACAGAUAUGACUGGAAUCUUAGAUGAGAAAUUGAGUGUUAGCAGCCACUAUAUGCUUUUUGCAAGGUAAUCCCCGCCCGCCCCCAGUCCCCGACCAUUUCAAUGUAUAGAGCUUCAGAGGGAUUUUUGUAUAGCAUAUUGACAACAGUGGGUAAACCGGGCUUGGGAAGUGGGGCAUCAGUAUUUGCAAAUCUCACUGCAUCGACUGACUAUAUAAUUUGUUGUCGACACUGAAUAAUCAAUUGCUUGUUAUAUUAUCUUUGUGUGACUGAGUCAUAAACUCAUAAUUGGUCAUAUAUAAUAUAUAUAUAUAUAUAUAUUUUUUUUUUUUUUUCAGUCGUGUAUAGUUCUUCGAUAACUUAAACUUAAAUCAUGUGUCUUCAAUCAAACGAGAUGAUUUUUACUUUUACCCUUUCAACAGUGGCUGUGUGAAACAUAUUUUGUGUGAACUGAAAUUUACCCUGAGACUUUAAUAAAGCGAAGAUUAGUAGUCUA